This is a messenger RNA of Oryzias melastigma (Indian medaka), 4908 nucleotides long. It is a transcript of the gene rprd2b, whose product is annotated as regulation of nuclear pre-mRNA domain containing 2b. Gene Ontology annotation, cellular component: RNA polymerase II, holoenzyme. Gene Ontology annotation, molecular function: RNA polymerase II complex binding. NCBI's taxonomy places the organism in Eukaryota, Metazoa, Chordata, Actinopteri, Beloniformes, Adrianichthyidae. Gene Ontology annotation, biological process: mRNA 3'-end processing. The record is from RefSeq and is a predicted model, not a curated record.
CUCCAUCAUUAGUUGAUAGAGCUUGAAAUAUGGCGGCCGGUUCCGAGGCUGCGAGCGGCCAGGGAGCUCGCAGCUCCACCGCUGCACUGGAAGCGUCGCUGGACCGCCGCUUUCAGGCGGUGUCUAACACCAUGGAGUCGAUACAAGGACUCUCGAGCUGGUGCAUUGAAAACAAGAAACAUUACGGCCUUGUUGUUCGCUACUGGAUGAAGUGGCUGAAGAAAUCUGACAGCAAUCACCGCUUGAAUCUUUUCUACCUGGCCAAUGACGUGAUUCAAAACUGUAAGAGGAAAAACGCUGCUGUUUUCCGUUCAGCCUUCUCCGACGUCCUGCCCAACGCUGCUCUACUCAUCAAGGAUGGGAAAGUUCGCAAAUCCGUGGAGCGAAUCUUCACCAUUUGGGCGGAGAGGAACGUGUAUCCAGAGGAAGUCAUUGCCCAGUUCAAAACCUGCUUGAACAAAAAGGAAAAAGAUCGAGUGAAGCAAAAGGAAAAGGAAAAAGAGAAGGAGAAAGCAAAGGCAACUCCUCCUGCUAACGCCACUACAGGAACCAAAGCUGCCAUGAAGUCGAAGAUUGUGGCAGAAUUCACUCCUCAGUCACUAAUAGAGCUGUUGCUAAGAUAUAAGCAUGCUGCUGGUGAAGAAGACUUCAGAGAGAAGCAGCUUGAAGCUCUCCGGGUUGACGUCUGCAGCACUGAGGCCCUCAAGCGACUGAAGGAUAAAGCUGGAGGAAAUAAGUUUGCUAAAGAUUUUGAGGAAGGAAGUCUGAAGCUCCAGGAGUUUGUCACCUUCCUGGAAAACGAGCUGAAAACAGGCCCACCUUUGCUGGAAGCUUUGGGAAAUGCAGACAUCUUCUACCAAACGCAGUACAAGGAGGUUAAGAUUGUAGCUAAUGCUUAUAACUCCUUUGCCAACAGAGUGACCAGUCUGAAACGGAAGCUAGAUUCUUUAAAAGCGACACUACCUGGACCCGAGGACUCUCCUGUCCCCUCUCCUUCUGAAGAUGCCCCCUCACCCACGGGGUCUGAGUCUCCCUUUCUGGGAUUGGGCUCCACCAGAGCACAGGUGGAUCCCGAGCUGGAUGGAAAAGCAAUGGAUGAAGGAGAAAUUCCAAAUGAAAACAGAGACGCGGAGGACAUGGACAUGUCCGAUGAAGAAACUGACACAGCUGCGACCGAGGUUGCGGAUGAGAAGCAAGAAAAACCAACAAAUGCGGUUCCCAAGACUUUAAAGCCAGAAGUCCUGUCAAAACUCACAGACACACCCGUAAAAGCUGCAAAGGUCAACGCUUCUACUCCCACAUCAACCCCAGUGACCCCUACAACCACCAAAGCUACCACGGCUCCAACGACUCCUCUGGGAGUCAAUCUGGCUAAAGUGGAUCUGGGGAAAAUCAGCUCCAUCCUCAGCUCGCUCACAUCUGCUAUGAAGAAUACAGAAGCUAGUCCAUUGCCUCGACCAUCUCCUGGGACGCCCACCACUCCCACUGGCCAAUCAGCUGUCCCCAAAGCUGCUACAUCCAAUCCAGCCUUGGCCAGCAUCUUGUCGCGUGUUGACAUCAGCCCAGAGGGGAUACUGAGUGCUUUGUCUAAAUCCAACACACCAGCUUUGUCUUCUCUCUUGCAAAGCGUGACAAACACCUCCUCUGCUCCCCCCUCCCGAACAUCACCAGAUGCAGCGAGCGUCAAAACCCCAGUAACCCCAAACACCCCCAAAAACAAACCCACUCCGGAGAAGAGCUUCAAACGUGACACCCCAGGGAGAAGCAGAAGCUGGGAGAAGGAGAGGGAGCAGUCCCCUCCUCCUCCUCCACCACCACCUCCUCGUCGCUCAGCUCCUGCCGUUUCUCCUCCUAGCUUGGAAUCCAAAAUCAACAGUUUCUUGCAGGGUAAUCCGGGUUUUAGCCUCGCUCUUGGAGACGUAAGUCCCGACGGAGUCGACGGGACCCCAGUGAGAGACGAGGGGGCGGGUACCCCGACCCAGGACGAGAUCAUGGACACGCCGUCGAGUGUACCGGAAUCUUUAGGCUCCUCUGGAGGACACAACCUGUCCCCCACCGCCUAUCGCAGCGACACCUGGGAUGCUGCCGUUAGCCCCACAAGAGGAAACAGUGAGAACUUUUUAGGCUCGUCUUUCUCCAGAUACAGAGCAGAGAAGAAGAACACCACCAAACUGAAGGAGAACGAAGCCACGAAAAAGCAGAUCUCCUCCAGCAAUGACAUGAAGGGAAAGAAAGAGCAGCUCAGCCAGCCGAGGAUUGUGGGAAAUAGCAGAGGGUUAGGAGAGCGGAGACUCUCCGCUGGUUCUCGUAAGACAAGUUUAGGUUCUGAGGAUGGGAAGAUGGAGGAGAAGGGGAAAAACCAGGAGGCUCCAGACGGGAAGGAGGGCAAGUACCACCGCAUCGAGACGCUGGUGUCCCCCCACACUGAAGGGGCGCCCAUCCAAACUCUGGGGUACUCUAACCGACCACUUGCUGGGGAACCCAUCAAGACGGUAGAGAGCAUCCGCGUGAUUGGCCAAGGCUCCCGGCGGGGGGGAGGAGCUAACAACCGCCCAGGGGUCUCGGUGUGGUAUGAAGAGGAGGAGUACAGAGAAGCUCAGCCUGCUCCUCCUCUCAACAUCAGACAGGGAGGCACUGACGACAUGACCUCCAUGCCUCCUCUUCCUCCUCCACCACACCUCCUCAUGCCUCAUCUUCACCCACCCCCGCCUCUCCCUCUCCCCCAUCCUCUUCCUCCGUUCCCGAUGCCCUACCACAUAGACAACAUGCCGACUCCGCUCCCAUCACACCUCCAGCAGCACCUUCCUCCGACCUCCCCUUUCUUUGGCGCUCCUCCACCCAUCCCUCGCCCUCCUCCACCCCCCGCACCUCCGUGCCUGUCACCGCCACCUUUCCCCCCCGCAGUCAUGAUGGGGGGGAUGUUGCUUCACGCCGAUCGCCCUUCAUCUCUCCCUCCCCGAGUCAGAUCAGAGAGUGGAGAUCGAGGUCACAUGGGGCCGAAACGGAGAAAAGUGACCCCCCCGCCCAACCCCGUCCCCCUCCUCAACCUGCCCUCUCCUCAUCCCCCGAUCCUGUCCGGUCCCACGCCGCAGAGGCCGCCGCUGCGAGCCCGAAGCCCUUUUCAAGGUCCCUCCAGGGGCGGGUUCCGCGGCGGGAAACGUGCUGGCCCGUCGUUCUCUGGAGGUUCCUUCCACGGGCAGAAGAGGCCUUUUGUGCCCCCACGCUACUGAAGUGUCGCCUAUGACAGCCCAUUGAGAAGUCUAAGCCACACAACUAAGAGUGCAGUGUGUGUUAGCCCUGCGGGUAUGAGCCCACAUAUCUUUACUCUGUUCUAUUAAAAUGACGCUAGGCUGUGUGUAAAUAACUGGCUUCAGUUUGGUUAGCUGUCACGCUACACCUCACAGGUGAUCACUUACAUAAUGUAGUGCUCAAAGAGAAAAAGCUUCCGUUUUCCACAAACAAUAGACGAGAUAAAUAAAUGUGUGACAUUAAAAUAUGAAUAAAACACAAUUAGUUCAAGCAGACAUUUCACUUUCAAGCAUUUCAACUUGUUCUUCCUGUUUGGUUACUUUGCCUACAGAGUGAAGCAGAGAAUUCUGAGGAAUCAGGUGGUUUGACAUUUUGGGAAUCAUGUCUUUUGGCUUACAACUGCAAAACUAUAAGCCAGGGUGGAGACAAAUUAGGCAUUAAAAUUGAAUUUGACCAAAAGUUUUUUUUUUUUUUUUUUUUUUAGCUUUGCUAUUGCUAAUUUGUUUCUAAAUUAUAUUUAAAGGAUAAAUAUCACCUGGGAAAGGCAUUGCUUUUCCCAAAAUGUCAAACUAGUUUUAGAAAUUGUGUGACUGCAGUGUUUAAAAAAAAAAAAAAUACUUUCCAAAGUAAUUUCCUCUUCCAUAAGUGUGCUGUGCAUCAAAAAUAGUAUUUUUUUUAAAUAUUCUUCUAUUUAGCUUCACUUGUUCUUAUUUCUGAAAUACAGGCUUGUAAAUAUUCUUCUUCUCUUGCUCAAUCUUUCUUUCUAUUCCUCCCACUGUACAUUUCUGAGCUUGUAAAUAUAAAAAGUGUUUGAUAUAAUACCACUUUUUCUCUUCAAGCCUUUUUUUCCUGGUAUGUAAAAGGAGCUUUACUCACGCACCCCGUCACUGUGAUCGAGGCCUUGGAUGAGCUUCUUUUUAUUUAUUUAUUUUUUUUUUUUUGGCAACCUUCCCUUUGAAUCCACUCAGAUCAUUAUAAUGUAAUCUCAUUUUUAUUAUAAAUGCUUUAAGCACUAGAAAUGAGUCACUUGAGAUGCUCAGUAAGUAGGUGGGGUUCUCAUGUACCGACGAAUAAAAUCCACAGUUUUAAUUAAACUGGGUCAGGGUGGGGUUACUUUAUUUGGUUAAUCCCUCAAGUUAUCAUCUUUAAGCAAAUUCAUACUCAUUUGAGACACUCCAGGUGUUUUGGACCUUCUCUCUGCAUUCUUUAAUCUGAAAUUCCAUCUUUAGAAACAUUUCUGCACCUUUCCAGUCUUCAUGGGAUUUUACAAAAAUAGAAGUCCACUUUAAGGCAGUAAUUCUCCCUGUUUCGCAGGAAGUGGUGCCCUCUUUCUAACAUGUUCAUCGUUUCCUCUCCCAUGAUUCUUUAGUUCCAAUGCCAGCUAAACACAAAUGCUAGUUUCUGUUGUUUCUUGAAUGUGAAAAGCUUACAUUGUAAAAAUGUAAAAUGCUACUACAUUGUUGGAUGAUGUUUACUGUUACCAUUUAUUAUUAAACCUUUAACAACAUGCUGGAGCUACUACAAACUAGUUGUUACAUAUGAGGACUUAACAUUUCUUAGGGUUUUUUUCUGUAGGAUACGUUGGUGGAAAUGACUGAAGAAGCUGUGUGUAUUUGAUACUUUACCUGCUGUUCUCAUCAAUGAUGUUGUAUCACUGAU